CAAGAUGGCUGCCAAUGACUGAAUGAUAUCUAUUUAUAAAUCUAGAUCUCAAUUUUUAACUAUUUCCGAUUUCAGAAAAGAAAAUACUGAAAAUAAACGUAACUUUGUACACCUAACUCCAAAGACAGUAAAGAUCUAGACUAGAUUUGAUUGAUUUGAUCAUUAAGAUCUUGACUUUUUUUAUUAAAGAAACACAUCUAGAUUUAGAUCUAGAUCUAUAAUUAUUUUUUUUGAAGUGUUGCAAAAUGGAGUCUAUUCUAGAGCAACAGCGCAGAAACCAUGAGGAAAGAGAAAGACUCAUGGAAGCAAUGACAAGUGAAAUGUUGCUUCAAAAGAAAACUUUGAGAGAACACAUUAACUCAGAUCACAGAUUGAAAAUUCUGCAUGAUAGAUAUUUAGAAACUACCCGGGAACUAAAGGAGCUGUAUGAAGAUAAAGAUGGUGUUCGAAAGGAAGAAAUCCAAAAUUUGGCAGGGCCCAAUGAGUAUGCUGAAUUUAAAAAGAGACUAAAUGCCAUAGAGGAUUUCUAUCGUCAACAUCCAAAUGAGGUCAGCAUUCCCAUGUCCAUAGAGUUUGAUGAGUUAGCAAAACUGAGGGAGAAUCCACCAGAUGAUGCUCAAAAUCUGGUUGAUUUUACUGAUGAAGAAGGUUAUGGUAAAUACCUAGACUUGCACAAAUGUUAUGAACUGUAUUUGAACUUGAAAGGGGUUGAGAAAAUAGACUACAUUACAUAUUUAUCCACAUUUGAUCAUCUUUUUGACAUACCAAAAGACAGGAAGAAUGCUGGUUACAAAGACUAUUUGGUUGCUUUAUUGGAGUACCUUGGAGAAUAUAUGAGCAAGAUCAAACCUCUUACAGAUCUAACAGAGGAAGUGGAACAAGUUCAAGCAGAGUUUGAGAAAAUGUGGGCUGAAGGAACAUUUCCUGGUUGGCCUAAAGAAGCUUCUGGUGCCUUGACUCAUUCUGGUGCUCACCUGGAUCUCUCUGCAUUCUCAUCAUGGGAGGAGCUAGCAUCUUUGGGUCUGGAUAGAUUAAAAUCUGCACUGAUGGCACUUGGUGUUAAGUGUGGAGGAACCCUUGAACAGAGAGCACAGAGGUUGUUUAGCACCAAAGGCAAAAAUCUUGAUGAAUUAGAUCCAGCUUUAUUUGCUAAAUCUAAACCAGGAAAAUCUGGCAAGGCUGCCAAGACAAAAGACUCAGAGAAACAGAAAGAAAUAGCUGCCCUAGAGGCUCAAGUGUACAGGCUAACAGAUUUGUUAGGAGAGCAAAGGCUAGCCACAAGAGACAAUGUCCAGCGAAAGCAAGCCCAGACUGGGGAAGAGAGGGAGGAGUCUGAUGAAGAAAAGUUUGAAGAGUCAGACUCUGAUAAUGAUGCAGAUGAAGCCCCUUAUAAUCCCAAAGAUCUUCCCUUGGGUUGGGAUGGAAAACCCAUUCCUUACUGGCUGUACAAACUUCAUGGUCUAAACCUCACCUACACUUGUGAAAUCUGUGGUAACCAUCCUUACAGAGGACCUAAAGCUUUUCAAAGGCAUUUUGCAGAGUCUCGACAUGCACUAGGUAUGAGAUGUUUAGGAAUACCCAACACAGCUCACUUUGCCAAUGUAACAUCCAUCGAAGAUGCUUUAGCUUUGUGGACGAGAAUCAAGUCUGGUAAAGAAGCUGAGAGAUGGAAAGCUGACACUGAGGAGGAAUAUGAAGAUUCUCAAGGAAAUAUUAUCAAUAAAAAGAUGUACACUUUACUGAAAAAAGAAGGCAUUCUGUAGACUAGACUUUUUUGUUUGUUAAUGGCAAUGUUUUUUAUCAAUACAUUCAUUUUUUUCCUCCUCUAA
Molecule: messenger RNA, 1829 nt
Organism: Biomphalaria glabrata
Lineage: Eukaryota; Metazoa; Mollusca; Gastropoda; Planorbidae
Product: splicing factor 3A subunit 3-like
Exons: 17
Coding region: 246-1763 (505 amino acids)
Biological process (GO): mRNA splicing, via spliceosome
Cellular component (GO): spliceosomal complex
Molecular function (GO): RNA binding
Source: RefSeq, a predicted model, not a curated record